GUUCAAAUCAUAAACAAAUAAGGUUAUGUAGAGGACGAGAUCUAAUUAAAUUUUUUCGCAAAGAAACGAUUUUUUGGAAAAACUUAGUGUUGUCAACAGUUUGUGUGUUUGUUAGUGGAAUUGAAUUCGAGUGGUGUACAAGAUGACGGACGCGAAUAAUAAAAAAAUCGGGCAAAAUAGUAUUGUCCAACCCCUCCUGACUGAUUUAUACCAAAUAACGAUGGCCUAUGCCUACUGGAAGACAGGAAAAAUAGACGGAUACGCAGUAUUUGAUCUCUACUUUAGAAAAAACCCAUUCCAAGGGGAAUUCACAAUUUUCGCGGGCCUAGAAGAGUGUCUUAAGUUCCUCGAAAAAUUCAAAUAUUCCGAGAGUGACAUCGAAUACAUCAAACAAAUAUUGCCAACGUCAAUAGAAGAAGAGUUCUUCGACUACUUAAGAACGGUCACAGCAGACCAAAUCAAGUUUUAUUCUGUUAAUGAAGGUACAGUUGUUUUUCCUCGAGUGCCUCUAAUCCGAAUAGAGGGGCCGCUGGUUAUAGCGCAACUUCUAGAGACUACACUGUUAAAUUUGGUGAACUACGCUAGCCUGAUGGCUACAAAUGCAGCGCGAUAUAGGCUAGCAGCAGGCAAAUUAAAGUUGUAUGAGUUUGGUCUACGAAGGGCACAAGGUCCUGAUGGAGGCUUGUCAGCAUCUAAGUAUGCAUAUAUUGGUGGUUUUGAUGGCACUAGCAAUGUUCUUGCAGGGAAACUAUUCAACAUUCCAGUCAAAGGUACUCACGCACAUUCCUACAUCACAUCUUUUAACUGUUUAGAGGAUAUAACAAACAGAAACCUUAUGCCGAAGAAUGGUGGGGAAGCCAGAGACUUUUUGGAGUGUUCAUUAAAGUGGAGAGGAACUGUUGCCACCCUAUUCCAUGUGUUACUAUCAGAAGUUAGUGAUGGGGAGUUUGCAGCUUUUGUAUCAUUUGCUUUAGCACUACCAACUGGUUUUAUGGCACUUGUAGAUACUUAUGACAUCAAAAGAAGUGGUUUGAUAAAUUUUUGUGCAGUGGCAUUGGCGUUACAUGACUUUGGGUAUGAACCAAUAGGCAUUAGACUGGAUAGUGGCGAUUUGGCGUAUCUUUCAGGUGUUGCAAGAGAAUAUUUUGAAAGGAUUGCAGUAGAUUACAAUAUUCCAUAUUUUAGUAAGUUAAAUAUUAUGGCUUCAAAUGAUAUAAAUGAGGAAACUAUUAUAAGCCUAAAUGAGCAAGGGCAUUGUAUAGAUUCCUUAGGUAUUGGUACACAUUUAGUAACCUGUCAGAAGCAGCCUGCUCUAGGUUGUGUUUACAAAUUGGUGGAGUUAGAUGGUGAACCAAGGAUUAAACUUAGCCAUGAUGUGGAUAAAGUGACCAUUCCAGGAAAGAAAAAUGCAUUCAGACUUUAUGGUAAUACUUUUUCUUUGAUAGACCUUUUACAGAGAGCAGAUGAAACACCACCAACCACAGAAUCCAAAGUGCUAUGCAGACAUCCAUUUGAAGAAUCCAAAAGAGCCUAUGUUAUACCUUCAAAGGUAGAGAACUUACUUUUACUUCAGUGGAAGGAUGGUAGAAUCAUCAGGCCAUUACCAAACCUCCAGCAAAUCAAAGAAAAUGUCAAUAAAUCGUUGAAAAUACUCAGGCCUGACAUCAAAAGGAGUCUCAAUCCCACUCCCUACAAGGUUUCAGUGAGUGACAGUCUCUACCAUUUCUUACAUAAGUUGUGGCUGGAGAAUGCCCCCAUUGGGGAGCUCUCCUGAUAUGCAUGAACAACUUUUUCAUUCUUAAUUGUUUGAAAAAGUACAAAAUAAUUUAAGUACAAAUUGUUGAUUGACUUAGUCACAAAAAGGUUUAUUAGUGUUAGAAAUUUGGCUUAAAGAUUGUUAUCACACAAACAUGGGUCCACAAAUGAUUUUAUUUGUACUUACGUUGAUAAAUAUUGUUAAUUAGUUUUUAUUUUUUUAUAUUUACAUGCUGUGUUCAUAGAGAGACCAACAUUUUGUUGCUAAAGGUUUUUAACAUAUUUCUCGUAAUAGUUGUAGGUUAGUAUUAUAUUUGCUAUUAAACAUUCAUGUUUUCUUUAUAUCUGGGUUUUCUGUUUCUGUGUUAUUUGCAAUUAUUUGCACUCUAGAAAGCAAGUUGUUAUAUAAAAAAUGACAUUGAUAUAUUCAUUAUUGGAAUAUUUCUUAUAAUGCUUCUGUACUUUAUUAUUAAUGGUUCAUCGUUAAAAUUCU
Molecule: messenger RNA, 2248 nt
Organism: Diabrotica balteata
Lineage: Eukaryota; Metazoa; Arthropoda; Insecta; Coleoptera; Chrysomelidae
Source: the annotation of a GenBank genome assembly